AAAUAAAUAUGGCGUGAAAUAAUUAAUAUUUUUGUGGCAGACAUUUUGAUGUUAAAAGCGUCAAAAAUUUUAUGAGAGAAAUGAACAGAAAAAAAAUUUUUUUGUGUCAAUUUUAUUUAAGUUACAUAAGAAAACUGACGGAUUUGAUUUUUUUAAUAAGAAAAAUUGCAUGUGGUAGCAAAUAGUUGAUUGAUAUUAGGAAUAAAAUGGCAGCUAUAAAAAUAUUCUUAAGUGAACAUUUCGAUUUGAAAUUUGUUAACUAAACAGUGAACAACAUAACUGAUUAAACUUAUUUCUGAAUUAGCAAAUAAAUAAUUUCAUGAUCAACCAAGCGCAAAAACAAGUACAAAAUAUGGCUGAUUAUAAAAAAGUUGCAACACUAUUGAUAAAUCAAAUUAUAAUUACAUAUUUGAAAUGAUAUCCUUAUAGCUAUAUCAAUAUGAAUUUUUUAAAAUCAUAGUUUAAUAAAAUAUGUAAUUUAAAAUAUUUUCAAAAUAAAUGCUUUGUGGUUUAAAUCUAUGUAGUGUUCAUAUUGUUUUUUAAAUAAAAUAAAAUUAAUAAAAUUAAAAAAAAGUGAUACAAAGCACAAAUAAGAGAAAAUCAAAUUGGAAUUCAUGUUAUUUUCAAAAAAUAAAAAUUACUGAACAUGGAAGAUAAACGAUUUGCAAAUUUAAAACAGGAUCUACCAUUUUUAGAAAUGUUAGUUUCUAACAUAAAGAAUUCACUUGUAGGCAAAAUUAUAGAUGUGAUCAAAAAUAACGAAGUGCAUUCAACGGUUACCGAUGAAAGACUUACAAAAAUGAAGAACAUAGUAGAACAAUUGAAGAAAAAACAUAAAAUUUCGGAGACACAAAACAAAGUUGGCAUGGACACCUCAGAAAAAUUAAAAAUCAAGAAAAAUGAAGGAAAAAUAUUGGAUUAUAUAGAUUUGGAAAGUAGUGAUGAUGACGAGAAAGUGAACCAAAACAAAAGCAAUAAUGUUCAAAAAAAUGAAGAUUCUAGUGACGAAGAAAUAGAAUUUUAUGAGGUACAAAAUUCUACUUCUAAAACAAAUCCUCCAAAUCCGGUUAAAACUUCAGAAAAUGUUAUAAAAGUUGAAAAGGAUAAAGAUCUUGAUAGCGAUUUAGAAAUUAUAUCUGACUCUGAAGAUUCUUUUCAAAUUAAAUCGGUUAAAUCUAAUAAAACUGAUAUAGAAAUAGAGUUUUCCAAUCAUAAUCCAACUGAUGAAACAAAAAAAAAAUUAGAUAGCAUAAAAAAAGAAGAAAAAUCUCUUUUUACAAGAAGAAAUGAUCGGAAUAUAUCAGAAAAAUUGACUGAUAAAAGCGAUUCAAAUGAAUCCCGUGAAUUAUUGAAUGAAAAAAAAGAAAAUAUUCCAAUAUCUAAAAAUAUUAAAGACACUAAUAUAAUAGAACUAGAAGAUAGUGAUGAUGAAUCAGAUCAUUCCCAUACAGAAUCUCUUCUUUCAAUGAACUCCACGGAAAUGAAUGAAAUUGUAGAGAAUCUUAAAUCAGAGCAAAUUGAAAAAAUUGCAACAAAUGGGAGAAACAAAAGUAUUGUCGAAAUCAAAGAUUUAUCUUCAAAACAAGUAAAUAAAUUAGGUAGACAGGAUGUAAUGAAAAGUCCCUAUUCGAAUAUUAACAAAAAAGCAAAAUGCUCUAAUAAGGAAAUUUCCUCUUCAAAAGAUAAAAUAUUGGAUAAAAACAUGGUGAAUGAACCGCUUUCUAAUAACAACGAGGUCUUGAGCAACGAAAAUGAUAUUAUAAUGCAAUUAGUGCAAUUCACAAAUAAUCUUGAGAAGGGUUUCUCAUCACUAAUAGAACCAAAUACAAUUGCUGUUAAACCAAAAAAUAGGGAUCCGCGAUUAAACAAACAUUUAAAUAACACUAUUGAAACAGUAACAAAUACUGUACCAGCAAAUGUUAAUUCUCAAAUUAUGUUGUCUAAGAGCAAUGUUAAGGUUGUAUCACCAAUAUGUCCAGUUCUUGCAGUUCCAUCAUCAUCAAUUUCAUCUCAGCAACAGUUAUCAGUAUCGGCACCAAUAAUAUCACUUCAACAAUCCUUACCAGUACAGGCAUCAAUAAUUCCAAUUCAACAACCAAUGCCUGUACCCCCACCAUUAAUUCAACUUCAACAACCUCCAUCAAAUAUUGAAAAGUUACCCAUGGUCGUUAUACCACCUUUUCGUAAAACUAAUCACCCACAAAAUCCUAUCACUGUUCCACCGCCUCCAUCAUAUCAUAAAGAAGACAUUAUAAGUGCCUUGGAAAAGUCUGAAAUGCUACCAAAUCAAAAUAAUGGAAAAGCCAAUAAUCUUCAAAAUAAUAAUUCGAAACCUAUUUUCACAACAUCUAAACAAACUUAUGGUGAAUACUUGAGACAGCGUGAUGAAGCGAAAUUAAGAGCUGAAAAGGAAGCUUAUGAAAGAGGUCUUAGACAGGCAGAACAAUUAGGUUUAUAUAAUUCAGCAGAUAAUAUAAGAAACAAGCAAAAGCAAGAAUCAAAUCCUCCUGACAAGGAAAUAAAUAGCGCAGUUCCCACAACGUCAACAAACUCAAAAGUUGUGGAUAUUGAUAAAGGUCGAAAAUCAGAAAAUAAUGAAAAAACAAUUGUAAAUAUUUCUACAAAACCUGAUACAAAAGCUUCGGACGUAAAUUCUGAAAAUAAUAAUGAAGAAAAGAACAAUAAAACAAAAUUUGUUAAAAAAAAAGGUAGAAUAACAGUGUUGUCUGAUUCAUCUUCAGAAAAUGAAGACGAAUUCGUAAAAGAACCAGUUCUUAAGAAUAAAUCAAACGAAAACAAAGGACAAAAUGAAUUAAACCCAAAUAAUACAAUAGCUUUAUUGAAAAUAUUCACAGAUUACUUGGUCGAAAAGCAGAUACUAGACGAAAGUAAAAUUGAGUCUCUUUUAAAAGAUGAGCAUUUAAAAAAAAUAAGUACACAAAAUGAAAAAUCUGUUAUUACAGAAACAAAGAAAACGCAGAAAUGCGAUAUAAUUGAUCAAAUAGAGACAAAAGAACACAUACCAGAAAAAGUUAAGCGAAGUAGAAGGGUUAGUAAAAAAUCCACUACAAAAUCACAUGCAAACGUUUCUGAUGUUGCAAAUGAUAAAAUGUCUAGAGAAUUAGAGAAGUUGCAUGAACAAAUUGAUGGAUUUUAUGACCGAGAUGAAAUAUUAGCUGCAGCAGGAAAACAUCGUGCUUCAUCAAAGUUAGCUUUACAAAAGAUGAAGAAUAAGACGGCAGAACAAUCUCCAAAUGACGAUGAGUCAUCAACAGAUGGUGAAACACAUACAAAUAUAAUAACUCUUAAUAAAUCUACAACUGAAGAUCAAAUUUGUACAAUAUCAAAAGCGAAAUCUAUACUGCCAUUGCGAAAAUCAUGUUAUGUCCAAAUAUCAAAUAACAUUAGUGAUCCCAAAUUUAUAAAAAAAAAUAAUUAUAAUAAAAAUGAUAAAGCUAUUGAAAUUCAAUCAUCUCUAAGUGCACUGACUUCUGCACAUUAUGAGUUACAAAAUAUUAUAACAAAUGAAAAAUCAAAUAUAAUCGCAAAAGAUGAUGAUUAUGAUACGGACGAUUUUUCAUCACACUUAAAGGAAAAAAAAAUUAAAAAAAAGUUGAAUAAAAAACUAAUUUCAAAUUCAGUUGUUCCCAAAAGAGAAUUAAAAAUUAUUUUGAAAAGACUCACACCAGAGGAAAUUUCUCUCGCAUCAAGUACAGAUAAAGUACCAGUUCUUAAACCACUGUCAGUAGUACCAGCAUUAUCUCACUCCCAAACUGAUAGAUCAAGGAAAAAAAAUAAUUUCCAGCUAAAAGAAGAUAUGUUAAAUACUAAUACAAGUCAUCAUUGCAAAAAUAAAGAAUUUAUGAAAAAAUGUAUUCUAUGUAAUAAAAGUCCUAGAGAUAUUGUCUCACAUUAUGUAAAUCUUCAUUCAAAUGAGUCAAAUAGUGAAGUGUACUGUGCACGAUUACCUAAUAUUAUUGUUGAAAAAUUCAAAUACGAACAUAUUAUUGGAAAGCUGUUGGAAAAAAAUCCAUUUAAAUACGAAGUUGAUUGCAUAUUUUGUGGUGAUAAAAUUUUUGGUUUUCAUACUGAGCUUUACGAACACUAUGCACAACAUACAGGUGAAUUUGCUUGGCAAUGUAAUUCUUGUAAUAAGAAAUUUCCGUCUAAAAAAGAUGUCUUAAAACACUGUAAAACUUCAUGCGUAAAUGAUAGUAAACCACUGAGAAUUUAUGUUUAUAACAAGGAGAGCAAAAUUAUUGCAACUUUUUGCGCUGCAUGUAAUUUCAUACAAUUAAAUAAGGCAAACAUUAUACGGCACUUACAAAAUCAUCACUUUAUUUCAAAAGAACCAGAAAAACUUUGCGAAAUGUUAGUGUUGGUCGAAUUUUCUAAAUCUUCAUCAACGACACGCCAAUUAUGUACUUCAUAUUCUUCCAUUGAUGUGAAUUUAGAAGAUUUUUGCGACAAUAAUUCUAAUGUAUAUGACGAAAAUGAAAUAAAUAUGAUUGAUAUUGAAGAAAAGGUGAAAGAAAAUAUUAGUUCGAAUGCAGAACAAAAUUUUUCGACCGCAACCAAUGAUAAUGAUAUCGACAUAAAGCCUAUGGUUAUGGAAGAAUUAAAUGAAAUAUUUUGUGAAACUUCUACAUUACAAAAUGGACAAAAUGAAACAGAAGAAGAUAACAUUGAAAACGAUGUUGUUGACAUAAGAGAUGAUGAUGAUGACAUAAUUUACAUUGAUUCAGGAGAUGAUGAAAGUGAUGCAACUUUAUCAAUUAAUUCAGAUUCAAAUUUUAUUAGCGUUAGUGAUAUUCAACAUGAAUCGACACCAUAUGUUCAUUCGAAGGGAAACUGUCCGUUAAAGCCUUGGCUUAAUGAUUGUUGUAGUUUAGAUAAAUCGAAAUCUAAAACCAUUUUAGCUAAUAUGGAUUUAUCAAAUUUCUUUAAAUGUAUAAAAUGUAAAUUUUCAACAAAUGCAGAUGAUCAAAUGCUGAAUCAUUUAAAAAAACAUAGAUUGGAUAAUUUAGUUGGAUGCUUAUCACAAAACAGUAUUGAAGGCGAUCAAUUUGAAUCACGAAACAAUGAAGAAAACUUUGAAUGUUGUUAUUGUGGUGUAAAGUCAAAAGAUCCGUCUGACUUAAUUUUUCAUAUAAAAUCUGAACAUGAGGGUUCAAAUGUACAGUGUUCAAAAUGUUUUUAUAGAAGUUGUUCCAUUUUUAGCGUCAAAUUGCAUAUAAAAAUGUUUCAUCAAAAUGAUGGUAAAAUAAUAAUAUGUGAAGGAACUGAAAUUCCUGUUUUAAAGCAGUUUGAAAUUAUGCUCGAAAAACGUCAACAACAUUUAAAGCCUUUUGAAUGUCAUCUAUGCAAAAAAGGUGAAAAUACAAAAUUCUAUCUAAAGAAUGAUUAUGAGAAACAUUUUAAAACUAUGCAUAGAUAUAUGACUAUUCCCUCAUUAAAUAACCGUGGUAUGUUGUGUUGUCUAUAUUGUACGUUUGAGACGAAUUUAAAACAGGAAAUAGGAAAUCAUAUGGCGAAUUACCAUCCUAACAGAGAACAAUAUGUAGCAUUUAGAUUUAGAAAUCCAAAAUUUAACAAAAAGAAAUCUUCUUCCACUCCGGACUCAACAUUUUUAGUAGAUUUAUCAGAAUCGGUUCUUAAAAGUAAUUUUAUCGACCCUGUACUUGCUAAUAAGAAAAGAACCAGUAUUUCUGCAAGCAAAAGUACGUUGAGGAGCCUUGCAGAUAAAAAAAAUGAAACAAUAAGGUCUAUUAAAAAUCUUUCAAAUGAUUUAGCAGUAUGUUGUGAUUCACAAGAAAAUGAGCAGUGUACUGAAUUUGCUAAUACCCUAGAAUCUUGUCAAAAUGAGCUCUAUGAAAUGGCUAAGCUUGCUGUAUUUCAUACUGGCUUUAUUGAAAGUAAUUUAUAUGUUUGUCCAAUGCAAUAUUGUAAACUUCAUUUCAACGAUUACGAAAAUUGGUUUAAUCACGUAAAAAGCAAGCAUCCGGCUAUAUUGAAUUUGAAAUUUAGAUGUCCACAUUGUCCCAAUUUAUACGCAACAAAUGAAUUCAAAGAGCAUUUUGAUGAGAACCAUCUUAAACAUAAAUAUUUUUGUUAUAUUUGUGGAACUUCUGCCAUCUCGAAAGAUAAAGUAGAAAAUCAUUUCCAGGAAAAGCAUCAAGUAUCAGAUACAAUAUGCAAAUUAUUAUUGCCAAACAACAAGUAUACUGAAGAAUUUUUCGUAGUUCUGCCAACUGAGGCAAACUGUGAUAAUAAAACAUUAAUACUUCAUAUGAAAAAUAUAUUGAUUAAGGUGCCUCAUAAAAAUUUAAGUACGAAAGAAAAAUCAGUGAUAUUACCGAAAUUUGUUGCAUUGGAAAGUGAGCGUUAUAAAUGUCCAGAAAAAAAUUGUUCAUGGACAACUCAAUCAGAAAAGAAUUUAGAAGAGCAUUUUAAAUACAUUCAUAAAACUAGCAAAUCAUUUAAAUGUUUACACUGUUCUUUUCAUAUUGAUGAAGGAAACCGAGAUUUUGAUCGUGUAAAAGAUCAUUUACGUAUACAUGGAGAAAUUUUAUAUGUUUGCACCAAAUGCCGCUUUUUUGAUCAUCAACGCCAAAUUGUACAAAAGCAUAUUAGAACAAUUCAUAAACUACAUCUGAACAUGACCAAAAUUGUACGUUCUUUUCGAAAUGACGUAGAGAAAUGUGUUUAUCAAACAUGUUUAGAAGAAGGACAUAUAUUUUUAUCACUUUCAUUUUGUCCAAUAUGUGAAGAAGAUUUAAAAGAUCCUGAUAAAAUUGUAGAUCACCUUAAAAGCCAACACUCUGUUGAUGUAAUCUUUGAAUGCCAAUAUUGCAAAGGACCAUUUACAAAGUUGGAUUAUGUAAUUGGUCACAUUAAUAAAGAUCAUGACAAAGUUUUAAAUAUACGGUGCAAUUUUGAGUACAUAAAAAAGUCCACCUUCGACCAAACAAAUAUUCAAAACCAAACUGAGGUAAAAUCUGUUAAAGAGAACAUUUCAUUUUCCACAAAUAAUAAGCGAACAAGAACAGAAGAUAAUGCAAAAGCUGAUUAUCUGCAAAUUAAAAAAACAAAAAUUGAAGAUUCAACAACCGAAUCGGAAAGAAAAUCAUUUCACGUAUAUGUUUGCGAAGAAUGUACCUUUGAAUCAUUUACACGAUCAGAUUUGAUAACACACAAAACGCAGGUACACUCAAAUAAUUUAGAUUCAUCGAUUGCUUCGUCAUCAACAUAUGAAGGUAGCAAUAACAAGAAUCAAAUAAAUUGCCAACAUUGUAAAUUUAAAUGUAAUACACAAGAAGCUUUGAAUGAACAUCAGUUAAUAGAGAAUCAUGUAAAUGAUAAAGUAACAUACCGCUGUAACAACUGCUCUAACAAUUUUGAGAAUUUAAUGGAUUUAAAACUACAUAAUUUAAUGGAACAUAAUGAAUUAUUAGCUAAAAAACCACAAAAAGUUAUUGAAACCGAUUUAUUACAAAGAGAAAAAAUAUAUCACUGUGAGUUUUGUAAGUUUUUUACAAAUUCGGUACUCAUAAUGAGGGAACAUAAAUACAAGCACAAAACCAUAUUUUAUAAAAAUGAAAAUAGAAAUACUAAUAACAACAAUUAUAAUAACAAUAAUAACAGUAAUACAAAUAUUAAUAAUGAUAAUAGUAAUAACAGUAAUAGUAAUAAUAAUAAUAAUAAUAAUAACAAUAAUAAAAAUAAUAACAAUAAUGAAAUUCAUGUCAAUUCGAUAUCAAAUAUUGCACCAAGUAGUUCUAUUUCUAGUCAUCCUUUAAUAAGAGUAAGGCCUAUUGAAACCUUGAUCGAUCCAAAAGUAGCUACUGUCAGGUUACAUACGAACGCUUCAAAUGAAGGCGAAAACUAUAAAGUACUGCGAAAUAUUUUAGAAACAAAUCUUGAUCAAUCAAAUGUUCAAAGAAUACCAACAAUAAUUACCCAAAAAACUGGCUUAUCACAUAAAACAACAACACCACCAGUUUCAACUGUAUUUCAUCAAAAUUUAUAAAUUAUAGAACAAAAUUUAAGAAAAAUUAUUUAAAAUGCGGAAAACUUAAAAUUUAAUAUAAUAAAAUUUGGAGC
Condylostylus longicornis is the source of this 8103-nucleotide messenger RNA. Its product is annotated as putative histone-lysine N-methyltransferase 1. The coding region runs from base 647 to 8029 and encodes 2460 amino acids. Gene Ontology annotation, cellular component: chromosome. The record is from RefSeq and is a predicted model, not a curated record. Gene Ontology annotation, biological process: regulation of transcription by RNA polymerase II. NCBI's taxonomy places the organism in Eukaryota, Metazoa, Arthropoda, Insecta, Diptera, Dolichopodidae. The transcript is spliced from 11 exons. Gene Ontology annotation, molecular function: chromatin insulator sequence binding.